Molecule: messenger RNA, 945 nt
Organism: Suillus clintonianus
Lineage: Eukaryota; Fungi; Basidiomycota; Agaricomycetes; Boletales; Suillaceae
Product: PIN domain-like protein
Exons: 3
Coding region: 1-945 (314 amino acids)
Molecular function (GO): 5'-flap endonuclease activity
Source: RefSeq, a predicted model, not a curated record
AUGCACAGUGUGUGUGCCGUCUUUCGGAUCAAUCACGCAGGAGCUGGGAAGUCGCCAGCGCUGCGGACCUUGUUUUUUCGACUGGGCAACCUACUCAAGCUGCCCCUGCACGCCAUAUUUGUCUUCGAUGGCCUUGACCGCCUGCCAGAUAAGGGUCACAAGGCCAGAAACAGCCCCCACUGGCUCACGCGUGACUUUCAGCGGAUGGUUGAGCUAUUUGGGUUUCAGUCAACCGAGGCCCCGAGCGAAGCUGAGGCUGAGCUCGCUGCCAUGAAUUCUCAUGGUGUCAUUGACGCCGUGAUAACUGAAGAUAGCGAUGUUUUGAUCUUCGGAGCUCCUUGUAUCAUUAGACCUGCGAGAAAAGACAAGGACUACCUCAACAUUCAGCUGUAUACAGAGGAUGGGCUCGAGCAUGGUGCCUCCUUAACUCGAGGAGAUCGGCUGCUCAUCGCCCUGCUGAUGGGCGGAGAUUAUGAUGGGGGUGUGCCUGGCUGCGGCAUUGAGAUCGCGCACAAGGUUGCUCUGCAUAGCAGAAUCGGCGAGGCUUUGCUUCACGCAUUCCUGUCAAUGGCACCGGAGGAUUUUUCUGAGCGUGCCAAGGACCUCGUGAAGGAACUAUAUUCAUUGCUCGCCCACGACCCUCACCAUUUCCUCCAACGCAGGUACAAGGCAGUUGCGGACCAUAUCCCAGAUGAUUUCCCACAGCGCGCGGUGAUCAGCAAGUACGUGCAUCCUCUCACGUCCUUUUCAGCCACCCGAAAGGCACCAUCGUGGGAUGUGUCUUCCUGCCAGCCAGAUCUAGCGGCUCUUGCAGACUUCUGUAGGCAGCAACUGGGCUGGGAUGAUAGUGCCAUUAUCGAGAAGAUGUAUGGUGGUGUGUGGGAGGGUACCUGUCUUCGCACCUUCUGCAAGGUAAGCAGCUUGCUGCAUGUUGACAGCCGCUAA